GGACAUCUGUUUUGGGACUCUAGCGGGCAAUUGCACUUGGUGUUUAAAGGAAGAGAUGGCAAUCAUGCGUUUCUUACCGUAUCGUUCAAAAGGUUCGUGCAAAACUCGUCCUCAGCAAAAGCCCCAGCAUUCAGCCGCCAAACCCUGAACAUCAUUGCCAUCGACCUAUCAGCAAGAAUGUCUCGUCAGCUCAUCUCCAGCGAUAAGUUCCCCACUAAGCCACACAACUGCCCAGCAACAAAGGUCCCUGGUCUGGUUUUUUGUGCCGGCCAAACAGCCACUGGAGAGAUCAAGCAAGCAACAAGAACGGUACUGCAGAAUCUAAAAGAAGUACUUGAACUCUCAGGUUCUUCACUCGAGCAAGUUGUUAAGUACAACGUGUACCUUGCCGACAUGAAGGACUUUGCUGCCAUGAACGAGGUGUACAUCGAGUUUCUGCCGCAGCCAAUGCCGUCGCGCUCAUGUUUGCAAGCUCUGCCUCCAGGCGAUGGCACAGUGAUUGAGAUUGAGUGCAUUGCGCAGGCUUGA
This is a messenger RNA of Dothidotthia symphoricarpi CBS 119687, 528 nucleotides long. RefSeq names its product YjgF-like protein. Gene Ontology annotation, molecular function: deaminase activity. Gene Ontology annotation, cellular component: mitochondrion; cytosol. Lineage: Eukaryota; Fungi; Ascomycota; Dothideomycetes; Pleosporales; Dothidotthiaceae. The coding region runs from base 178 to 528 and encodes 116 amino acids. The record is from RefSeq and is a predicted model, not a curated record. The transcript is spliced from 3 exons.